This is a messenger RNA of Epithele typhae, 975 nucleotides long. RefSeq lists its product as uncharacterized. The transcript has a single exon. The record is from RefSeq and is a predicted model, not a curated record. Lineage: Eukaryota; Fungi; Basidiomycota; Agaricomycetes; Polyporales; Epitheliaceae. The annotation marks the transcript as partial. Gene Ontology annotation, molecular function: protein binding.
AUGCUGCCUGCUUCAACAUCUCUGAGUCCCAGGUGCCGGACGAGUGGCUUUGCUGGACAUGCGACCCCGCCCGUCGACAAAGACCGCGCCGUCAAGGUUCAGAGGGCCCGCCAGCGCCAGCAGGCCAACGGUCUCCUCAAACGAAAGCCCAGCCCAGCCCGUUCCCGCAAGCCACCACCAUCCUCUGUCGACGGCAAAGAGUCCAAGCGCAAGAGGAGGGCUUCCAUCAACGUCGUCGCCAGCCAUCACCUUCCCUCCGUUGAAGACGAGCAUGUGGACAUCGACGAGCCUCUAUCGAACACGUAUGUCCCCAUUACCAAGGACGUCAUCCCCGCAGACGACACCCGCGACCACCUGCGCCGAGUGGCUGCAGACUGGCGAGGUGUGUCUGCUAUCAGCCCGUCCCCCUCCCUCACCCCGGGCUGCACCACCCCCGCAACGAUCACGCCCGACGCCGCGUCUCCGUCUCCCCAGAUUGCUGUCCAUCCCCUUCCUUCCUCUGCGUCCGCCUAUCCCUUCUCCUUCGCCAAUGGCAAUGCUUCGGUGCGUCCCCAAUCGUACGCCGUUCACGCCAUCCAGCCCAUUCCUUCCUCCAAGCUCAUCGCCUCAUACCCAUCAACUAUCAUCCCCACCGCCGCCUACCUGCGUGAUCCUCUCAACGCGUAUGCCCACCUCGGCAUGCCCAAGCCUUACGUCCAUCUCUUUGGCCCUCCCCUCGACAUCGCCUUGGACGCCCGCAUUACGGGCGACGAGUCCCGUUUCGUCCGCAACGGAUGUCGGCCAAAUGCCAUCCUACGCCCUUUUCUAUGUCCGUCGGAGGGUGAUAAGGCGGUGGAGACGGAGCCCAUCGCCUUCGGUAUCUUCGCCCUCCGCGAUCUCAAGGCGAACGAGGAGGUCGUUCUGGGUUGGGAGUGGGACGAUGCAAACGUCGUCCACAACUUGCCUGCCUUGAUUCAGAGCCCUUGCGAGUUCUCG